Sinocyclocheilus grahami is the source of this 948-nucleotide messenger RNA. Its product is annotated as ADP-ribosylation factor-like protein 6-interacting protein 6. The record is from RefSeq and is a predicted model, not a curated record. Bases 284 to 748 code for a protein of 154 amino acids. The transcript is spliced from 3 exons. NCBI's taxonomy places the organism in Eukaryota, Metazoa, Chordata, Actinopteri, Cypriniformes, Cyprinidae.
CCGCGAUGUUUUGAAACUGUUCAACGUUUGACCAUUUUCAAAUUACUACACACUGUGUUCAGCGAAAUCCGCUUUUAAAUCAGUUGUAUUUCUCGUUGAACUGUAUAAAACGUAUUUAACACGCAUUGUACAAAUCAAGUGAAAUUAACCAUUUGAAAAGGGAGAUUUACUAGCGUGCUAACUAACUAGCCAGUUGUCUAGGAAACGGAAACGCGCAAACUAAAAACGCAGGAUGUGACUCACUAGCCAACAAUUUCAACUUAAGAAACUUUUCUUGGCGACCAUGCUGCGGUUUGUCAGCGAUAAAGACGGCCAAUCUUUAGACAUUUAUUCUGAUGAUGAAGAUAAUGCUGCAUUAGCAGGAAGAAGAAACAUGUCGGAGGAAACGAAUGCAGCUUCACGUGAAAGCAGCGCAGCGCCUGGGCGGCAACCCUUACGCCAGCGGUACUGGAAAGACACACACCUGUGGCCCGCUCGAAUAGUCGCUGUGCUAUGCAGCGUAGUCAUCGUCUCAUUCAUCGCUGUGCUAAUCUCCUUUUUGUACAUCGUAUUAAAAGAUCUAAGAGCAGAGAGGAUAACCACUGAAGAUGGAUCAGAAGUGAGACUCCUGGGUUUUUGGAGUAUUUUGGUGUUGUCUUCUGUGGCUGGAGUUCUUUGUUGUAGCUUCUCCUGGACCCUAACUUACUUUGACUCCUUUGAGCCAGGAAUGUUUCCCCCAACUCCUCUUUCUUCAGCCAGACUCAAGUGAGCAUGUUUUAUCUCUUUGCACAAUUAAAUCAACAAACCUUAUUCUCUAAAGCACAACCAUGUAGCACACUGUCAAUUUUUUUUGUUCCCGAUAUAGUUCUGCUCAUAAUUUUGCAUAACCCUUGCAGAAUAUGCAAGAUGUUGAUCAUUUUAGCAAUAUAAGGGGGAAUAAAAAUUGCAUGUUAUUUUUGUUCUGUAGUA